AUGCACUACUCUUAUGGAAUGUACUUGUUAAUCUCUCUAUUCAAAUAUCCCUAUGUGAUCACUUUGGAAGACGAUUUGCAACCCAGUCCUGAUUUUUAUCUGUAUCAUAAAACUCUCUACAGAGAUGUUUACGUGAAUAAUAUCUUCAACAAUAAGGAGUCAAUAUUUUCCAUAGGAGCCUAUACACAUGGACCAAUCGUAGAUUGUAAAUUCCUCAUGGCUCGAUUGCUCAAUGAAGGUACUAUUUGCAGUUUGAAACACAUGAAUCAAUUGGUCACAGAAUUGUAUUUUCCAGGAUGGGGCUCUGGGAUUGAGAGUUCCAUAUUUUGGGAAUAUUGGAGUAUUUGGAAAAACCAUCCUCACAUCAUUUAUGAUGGUCUGCUUGCAAUCUUAAAGAGAAAUCGUUUUACUCUCAUUCCAUGUUCACCCAGAAUUCGAUUGUUGAGAAAUAUGGGUACCAAUGGUCCAGCAAAUCAUCGAUGGGAUUUUUAUCUGAGCUUGUUUGGAAGAUGGACCAAUGCUACUGUGGAACGACACUAUGAAAUUAUCAACUCUAAAAUUCAAUGA
Messenger RNA from Naegleria lovaniensis, 567 nucleotides. RefSeq lists its product as uncharacterized. The transcript has a single exon. Bases 1 to 567 code for a protein of 188 amino acids. The record is from RefSeq and is a predicted model, not a curated record. NCBI's taxonomy places the organism in Eukaryota, Heterolobosea, Eutetramitea, Acrasida, Naegleriidae.